AUGAUUCUGGCAUUCCUCUCCCGCAGGAUGCAAGUACUUUUCUCUGUGGGGUCGAUUCUGAUACCCACACCUUCAAUCUGUUUCCAGGGAAAUACCGAGAGAAGUGACAUUAUCCGCGUCCUUCAGCCUUUGGCUGCCAAGAGAUCAUUGUUUACUGUUGCUACAAACAGAAUCAUGCAUACUUGCAUUGCUACUAUCAUCGUCCUUGAAUACUCUGCCUUUUUGCCGGUCAAGAACUGGAACAAGCUAAAGAGCAUUGAGUCUGCCGUGGAAUAUUACCUGGAAUCUCCGACAGUCAUCGCUGUGGAGAAAGGAGCGAAAGAUAUUUCUCGUCAAGGCUAUGGGGGAGAGGAACUAGAGAAGAAGAUUUUUGAGUUCAUACUCGAAAAUCGCAUGUCAAAGGACUUGGCAGCAAAUAAGUAG
Suillus bovinus is the source of this 423-nucleotide messenger RNA. RefSeq lists its product as uncharacterized. Lineage: Eukaryota; Fungi; Basidiomycota; Agaricomycetes; Boletales; Suillaceae. The transcript is spliced from 4 exons. Bases 1 to 423 code for a protein of 140 amino acids. The record is from RefSeq and is a predicted model, not a curated record.